Cygnus olor (mute swan) is the source of this 5376-nucleotide messenger RNA. It is a transcript of the gene RNF139, whose product is annotated as ring finger protein 139. The record is from RefSeq and is a predicted model, not a curated record. Gene Ontology annotation, cellular component: endomembrane system; endoplasmic reticulum. The coding region runs from base 200 to 2173 and encodes 657 amino acids. Gene Ontology annotation, biological process: ERAD pathway. The transcript has 2 exons. Lineage: Eukaryota; Metazoa; Chordata; Aves; Anseriformes; Anatidae. Gene Ontology annotation, molecular function: zinc ion binding; ubiquitin protein ligase activity.
CCGGGGCCGGUAACGCUGAGGGAGCGCAGAGGGAACAUGGAUGCGGCGGCGGCGCGGCGGGGGGCCGGGCCAGGCCGGGCGGCGGCGGCGGGAGCGUGGUGGUAGCGACCCCGCCGGCCUCGUUCCCUCGCAGCCUCCCCUCCGCUUUUUUUUUUUUUAAUUAUUUUUUUUUGUGUGUGUGUGUGUGGGGGGGGGGGUUAUGGCGGCCCCGGGCCCUCCGCAGCUCGCUUGGCUGCGGCUGGGCCCGCGGCUGCGUGCCGGGCUGGAGGUCGCGCUGCGGGUGCCCAGCUUGUUCCUCAUCGACGCCAUCUUCAACUCGGCCCCGCUGCCGGGGGGCUCCGUGUGCGCCGCGCUCCUGGCCGUGCUGCUGCGGCUGCUGGGUGUCUUUGUAUCCAGUGUUGUUCUGGUGUUACAACAGCGAGCACUUUUCAAGUUCUACAUGAUCGCCUCGGCGUUUCUGCUGGCUGCAACUUCAGUGUUGGUGAAUUACUACGCUUCUUUGCACAUAAACUUCUACAGUGCCUACUACACAGCAGCUUUCGGAAUUCAGUUCUUCCCUCACAAAGGACCCUCACUAUGGAUGGCGCUUUCCAUCCUCCAGCUGACCUUUGGAAUCGGAUACGUUACGUUGCUGAACGUGCAGUCCAUAUACUCUCAGCUCAUCAUCCUGGACAUACUGAUUCCUGUAAUCGGCUUGGUUGUGGAACUACCUUUGAGCGUCCGACAGAUGCUGGUUUUUAUUUCAGGCCUCGUGCUGACACUGAACACCACAGCCAUUCUAGUUACAAAAAUUAAAUGGUUCUAUUACUCUGUGCGGUAUGUUUAUCUGCUGGUGAGGCACAUGUACCGCAUUUAUGGAUUACAGCUACUGAUGGAGGAUACGUGGAAGAGGAUUCGCUUUCCAGCUGUACUGCGGGUCUUCUGGCUGACGAGACUUACGGCACAGGCUGUGGUGCUGACGUACGUCGUGAAGAUGGCCGAAACCAACACAGAAGACAAAUUCUUGAUAUCGUGGGAUAAUUGCUGGGAACUGAUUUGCAGCCUGAUAAUAAGCGGGUGUGAUUCUACCUUAACUGUGUUAGGCAUGAGCGCUGUCAUCUCCUCCAUAGCGCAUUAUUUGGGACUCGGCAUCUUGGCCUUCAUCGGGUCGACCGAUGAAGAUGACAAAAGGCUUGGUUUUGUAGCACCUGUUUUGUUUUUCAUUUUGGCCCUGCAGACUGGCUUGAGCGGCCUGAAACCAGAGGAAAGACUGGUUCGCUUGAGUCGAAACAUGUGCCUUUUGCUGACCGCAGUCCUGCAUUUCAUCCACGGAAUGACAGACCCCGUGCUGAUGUCUCUCAGUGCCUCCCACGUGUCGUCGUUCCGCAGACACUUCCCCGUGCUGUUUGUUUCAGCUUGCCUUUUCGUCCUGCCAGUUCUGCUCAGCUACGUCCUCUGGCACCACUAUGCACUGAACACGUGGCUUUUCGCGGUUACGGCGUUCUGCGUAGAGCUUUGCCUAAAAGUAAUCGUUUCUAUCACUGUUUAUAUAUUGUUUAUGAUUGAUGGCUACUAUAAUGUGCUGUGGGAGAAACUUGAUGAUUAUGUCUAUUAUGUUCGUUCAACUGGCAAUAUUAUUGAGUUUAUAUUUGGAGUGAUGAUGUUUGGGAACGGAGCUUACACGAUGAUCUUUGAGUCGGGAAGUAAGAUCCGCGCUUGCAUGAUGUGUCUGCACGCGUACUUCAACAUCUACUUACAAGCAAAGAACGGCUGGAAGACUUUUAUAAACCGCAGGACUGCUGUUAAGAAAAUCAACUCCCUUCCAGAGGUAAAAGGGAGCCGGCUACGUGAAAUAGACGACGUAUGUGCAAUCUGCUACCACGAGUUCACCACCUCUGCUCGCAUUACUCCCUGCAACCAUUACUUUCACGCACUUUGUCUUCGGAAGUGGCUGUACAUUCAGGACACGUGCCCCAUGUGCCAUCAGAAGGUGUAUAUUGAGGAUAAGGAAAACGCCAAUAUCUCUAACAACAGUGGAUUUGUGGCACCCAACGAAGGUCCUGUAGAAGCUGCGGAAGAAGCUGCUGAUGCUGAAAAUGAAUUAAAUGAAGAUAAUGACAGUUCAGAGAGCGACGACGACUGUGUGGAACAGCACUUGAAUGAGACUCUUAAUGCUAACUCUAACUCUGGGUGAUUGAGAAGUCCUUUCCUAAGCUGUGAGGUAUUUGUUUAAAUUGACUUCAACAGAUAAAAAGUAUCACUUUGUAGUUGUUAUACCUAAGCACAACAGCAGUAUCUUGAUGUUGAGUCUGUGAAUGGUGGUUGUUUACUGUGGUGUGUGCUACUGUAAAUAUACCUCUAACUUGCUGGUCUCUUUCAUGACCACCUUAAAUUAUGUACAUUAUUGUACAUGGAAUAAAACGUUUUCAUGUUUUUAAGAUGGUUGGAAAAACACUCUUUAAUUGAUGUAGUGAGAAUGCUGUGCCAAAGACUGUAUACCAGUAAUCCCUGAUCAACGAGUUCUGGAUGUAAAGGAAAAAUAUUGGUGAAAGCAGACUGUUCGACAGCUCAAAUCAGAAAUGAAAAGCCUGAACCAAAGUAGCUUUACUUACAAAUUCAGUAUUAGCAGAGCUUUAUUGCUUAAAAACUAGUGAGUUGUAUUUAAGAAAAAAUAAAAAAAUAGGCUGGUAGACUUAAUGCUACAGCAUUUGUGUAUGCGGAACAAAAAAAUGAAACUGUUAAGCUUUUGGGUAAAGUAGUAAAGCAUGCACUUGAUUUAUUAAGCAUUUCUGAAUUACCAGUAGUAACUUGAAGUAUUCUACAUGUGAACUCAGCAGCCUGGUAUUCAUUUUGCAAUGCAUACACGUAUUAACAAGAGCUGCUAGCUUAGACUAUCUUUAAAAUUGAUCCUGAAUCUUGAUGAAAAGGAAAUAGGGCUGAGAAACUGUACCAAUGCAGACCACCUUUUUCAAAAUCAGCUUUAAUCUUGUACAAAAAAAGCACUACAUACUGGCUUCCAUUGAUAAGAACUUGCAGAUAUGAUCAGUCUUAAGUUAUGCUGAGUGAGUGUAAGAAGAACUUUAUAUAUUUGGAAAGAAGACUUUAAUAGUGUUGUUAUAUAGCGUAUUGGCCAACUCGAGCGGGUCUUCUUCUCUUACCGCUGCCAUUAUUUCCAGAAUUUGACUAAAAAAGAAAGAUUGGUAUUAGAGACUCUGAAACUCAGUACUGAAUAUAUGUCAGACUGUCGCAUCUGUAUGUACAUAAAUAACUAAGAUUCACCUGGAAUAAAAACCUCCUUUGAGAGCAACAGGGUAAGAUGCUCAAAUCUGCACACAGCUUCACUUUUAAGUAAGUCACUGACGUCCAUUCCCUGAACACGGGUUGCUCACUGGUACAGAUUCAUCUUUGGUCUUUUGACUCUUGUUCAGAGGUUAUUAAACAGCUUUCUGUUCCAAAGAAAGUGUCACUUUGUGCAUGUCUUUAUCAGCGGUCCUGAUUCCUCAGACUGAAAGUCAUUAACCUCCUUUCAAGGUUAAAGCUGCACUAUAAACAAAUUGGUUUAUGGCAAAGCUUAAAUUCCAGCUAUAAACUUACCUGCGAGUACAGCUGCCAAAAGAGGUCAUUUCAACCUCCCUUUCUCUAGAUUGUGAGGAAUACACGCAGGUACUAGUAGUAGUCGAUGUUAAAUGAGCACUGUAAAAGGCCCAUGGCCUUGAUACGACCCAGGAAAAGGUGGCAAAAGAAAUUGACUGAGUAGUAGUAACACUCAGUGAGACAAAACAAGCCACAACCUUGUCUCUGCACUUAUUUUCUUGAUUUCCUAUCACUUGUGUGUACAGAAAAAAAAUGUAUAGUCUGUACAAUUCCUAACAGGCUUUACACUAUUUUUUUUUUCCCUAGCAGUAGGAAAGAAAGCAAGCUUCUUUGUAAUCUAGAUGAAGGACCUCAAGUUCGAUGGUGUUUGGGUUCUGGAUGUUUGCCACAACUUAUACAAUAGUUAAGCUCCUCCUUGAGGAAGGCAGAGUAGAAGAAGUUGCUCCUAACUAUUCCUUUCAUACCGGUAUUUUCCUGGAUUAAAACUUAGCCCAUUUCAUGCCCACUUGUGCUUUGCAGCCAAACAGCUUCUCGAUUUAAGGAGAGGUUCAAGAGAAGAUGGGGUGAGAUCAGGCCUACACAGAAAUAAUUGCCAAGUACCAAAAAAUUUCAGCCCUGAAGAGUUUUGGUAGGGCUUACAGGUAUCGAUCCCCACAGGGCUGUAGUAGGAUGCCAUUGUUAAUAAUAUUGCUAUUAUUGUAGCAUCCUACAAGUUAUUGUGACAUUGUGUGUAUGAAAACUUCAGAAGAAAAAAAAAAAAAAGCCUCUGGUGGCUAGAAUUUCAAUAAAAAUAGCUUCCGGGGGGGGGGGGUAGUGCAGUUAUUUAUAUAUGUGUGUGUGUAUAUAUAUAUAUAUAUAAAAUAAAAUCACCAGCAAAAUUGAAAGCUGUCCCCACCGCCCCCAUCCACCACUACCAAAAAAAGACAAGUGGAAAAACCCUCCUGCCAACUGAGCUAUAUUAAACAGCAUAUAUACCCUAAUUAUUAAAUAUAGUUUGUGGCCUCACGCUACCUUUCCUCUCACAACAGAUCAUGCUGCUUGAGAAGUCACAAAAUACCGCGCUUCCUAAGGUUUAAGAGGUUCUCAGGUUACUAAUCUGCAUCUAGUAAAGGUUAUAAUUAAUUUUAAAAGGAUAGUUGGUUUGAAAUAAGGUUAAGCUAAACGAGAUUGUUUGCAGUUGAUCUCUUCCCUAACUCCACAGUCAUGGACUGACCUCAGAAAGGCUAAAUAGCGAAACAGCCUUUCUGUGCUAGUGUUGUGUUUGUGUUCAAAAUAAAAUUAAUUUCAAAGAGUAUUACAGAGCAACAUAACUGCACAGAAAUAUAUUUGAACACUCGUAGAGUCACUGUGUAAGCUUUAGCACGAUCAAUUUUUUCUCUGAAGUUUCUUCAGGUCUCUCAAAAACACGGCACUGCCCUCAGUUGUCACAUAACCUCUUGCUUAGACGCUGCCAAAUUCCUAGAUUCUUUCGUAGCAUCCUGAGAAGUAUUUCAAAAUCCAGUUCCAAACAGGUCAUUUACACAACUUUUCAGAGAAAUACAUAGAGGCUUCCCAACAAAGAAAGAUCUUUUGAUCACGCAAACAGGCUUUGCAGCUGCAUAAGUACAGCCGUGAACCUUACUUGCUGCCCUGAAGUCAUUCAGGUGCUACGCCACAAGAAACCUUCCUGAACUCCUUUUCCAGGAGCUGAUAAUGAGAUGACGACAGAGAAGCCUGCCGUGACUCACCAACCAGAUUGUGCUAAGUCAUAAAACUUCAGGCAUUUCAUCUGCCAAAGCUAUUUAACAGAGAUAACUACACAUU